AUGAGCACAAUGAAUAAAAUCCUAGAUGGUCUAUGGCUAGGAGACAUGGCUGGGGCCUAUAAUAAGACUACACUUAGAAAAAACGGAAUUACGCAUAUUCUUACAGUGGCUGAAGGAAUAGCACCUAAAUAUCCAUCGCUAUUUCAAUAUAAAUAGAUUCACAUACUCGAUUCACCAUCUGCCAAUCUCCAUUAGCAUUUUUCAAGCUGCCUUUCUUUUAUCAAUGAGGCGAUAAGUGCUUCUGGAGUAGUAUUAGUCCACUGUUUUGCUGGAGUAUCUAGAAGUGCUACUAUUGUUAUUGCAUAUCUAAUGCAAGAGCAUGGUAUGGGCUACAAUGAGGCUUCUCAGUUUGUGAAAAAGUAGAGAUAUUUUAUCUGCCCUAACGAUGGCUUUAAGAGACAGCUAUAAUAGUUUGCAAGGGAGCUAAAAAAGUUAAGAAAAAAUCAAGGGGUUUCGGAAAGUUAAUAAAAUAUGGCAGGUAUGAGUAAGAUGCUUAGAGCUGAAGAAUCAAAGGAGAGGGUAGUUUAUAAAGAUAAUUUGGGAAGUACUGAGGGAUUAAAUAAUGGAUAUGGAGGUGUGACUGGACUGUUCAUCGAUGGCAGGAUUGGAAUGAUGAAUAAUACUGCAGGUCCAACUGGCUAUUCAGGUCCCAAAAUGCUUGGAUUUAGUGGAAAUCCAGUAAAAUUCAGUUAAUCAUUUAAAAAGCAUAUAAAGAGUAAUGCCUCAUAAUAAUCUGUCUUAACAUAGUUCUCGAAGUCAAGUGGCUUCAAUACUUUGAAAACAAUGACUGUAGAUUCUAGAGUUCAAAAGGCGAACUUGCCUAGAAAUAAUUCUUAAACAAAGAAUUAAAGAGUAAUGCAAGGUUCACCUUAACCUUAGUCGAGGUCUUAAUUCACUAUGGAAUUAUAAAAAGGCUUCCCAUAGAUAGGUAGCCAACUUCAAAUGAAAUAUCAGAUGAAGCAGUCACCAUAUUUGUAAUUCACUGGGCAAUAAAGCGUUACUAAACCAGUAAUAAAAGGCAUAAGGAGUUUAAGUGUAGCCUAGUAAUAAUAGCUCAAUCAUACUCCUGAUAAGUUUCAGACUCAGUAGUAAUCUCAUAAUUUUGGCAUUGUCAAAAUAUGA
Stylonychia lemnae is the source of this 1122-nucleotide messenger RNA. Lineage: Eukaryota; Ciliophora; Spirotrichea; Sporadotrichida; Oxytrichidae. The record is from the annotation of a GenBank genome assembly.